AUGGAAAGAGUCUGCAAGAGAAAGAGUGGCCCGAAACUGACGCGAACAAACUUUGAGCUUGGUUCAAGGCCCGUGGUCAAUGGACCGGUUCGUCAGGGGUGGCCAUAUAUAGGGCAGAUUGGGCUAAAACGGAUCAGGCCCAAAUUGCCAUUCCUAUCCCGACAGGAAACAGACAUAACUAAAGUUUACAGGCUUCAACCCAAUAAGUCCACUUACAUCAAGUUCCGACCUAUCUUUAUCUCCAGACCUAAGAUUACAGGUUUUGUUGCAGGUCGGAGAUCUGCGUUUGGUCAGUCCAAACUCCAAAGAUUGUUGCUCGCUUUGAUGGCUGGCAGGCGUCUCAACCUUGAUUCCAACUUCGGAAUUAAAAAGAUGGAUUACUCGAAAUUCUCCAUUGAGGAAUUACCACAUCACAGAAUAUCCUAA
Messenger RNA from Striga asiatica, 426 nucleotides. NCBI's taxonomy places the organism in Eukaryota, Viridiplantae, Streptophyta, Magnoliopsida, Lamiales, Orobanchaceae. The record is from the annotation of a GenBank genome assembly.